AUGAUAUGGUUGAAUGCGUUAAUUUAUUUUUGCAUUUUAUUAUGGAAUUGCCAAUCUCAAGUGCCAUUGGUAUUAACAACGUGGGGAACGGAUGAUUUUCAAGCUGCUACCACAAAAGCAUUCUUGACGCUAACGAAGACGUAUGAUAGGAUAGAAUCAUUACUGGAUGGUUUAACGGAGUGUGAACAAUUACAGUGUGAUGGAACUGUUGGAUUCGGUGGUUCACCGGAUGAAACGGGUGAAACUCGACUUGAUGCACUCAUUUAUGAUGGCUUGAAUCAUGAAAUGGGCGCUGUUGGUUCACUACCAAAUGUGAAGAAUGCAGCGCGUGUAGCAUAUGCAGUAAUGAAAUAUACGAAGCAUUCAAUAUUGGUCGGUGACUAUGCAGCCAAUUUUGCUGUUGAAAUGGGCUUUAAACGCGAAUCAUUAUACACCAAUAGCUCAUAUGCUGCACAUCAGAAAUGGAUUAAACAAAACUGUCAGCCAAACUAUAGAAAAAAUGUAUUACCGGAUCCGAACAAAUUUUGUGGUCCAUACAAACCUGCAAAUGAUGAAGAUAGAUUCAUGUUCAGCCAUUCACAGGGUAGUCGCCGUAAUCAUGAUACAAUUGGUAUGGUUGUUAUUGAUUAUGAAGGUAAUAUUGCCGUUGGUACAUCAAGCAAUGGUGCUAAUCAUAAAGUUCCCGGACGGAUUGGUGAUUCACCCAUACCAGGUGCUGGUGCGUAUGCCGACAAUGAUAUCGGUGGCGCGGUAAGUACCGGUGAUGGUGACAUCAUGAUGAGAUUUGCUUCCAGCUAUCAAACAGUUCACUAUAUACGUGAAGGUAAAACGCCGGCAAAGGCUGCCGAAAUAACAAUCCGUACCAUUUCUCGCAAAUAUCCUAAUUUUAUGGGCGCAAUUGUUGCAGUCGAUAAAAAGGGUCACUUUGGUGCUGCAUGUCAUGGCAUGAAUUUCUUUAAAUUUUGUAUGCAAAAUCAAUAUUUUACAAAAGUUAGAAUUAUAUCUGUGACAUGUAUGUAA
Molecule: messenger RNA, 1020 nt
Organism: Loa loa (African eye worm)
Lineage: Eukaryota; Metazoa; Nematoda; Chromadorea; Rhabditida; Onchocercidae
Exons: 8
Coding region: 1-1020 (339 amino acids)
Biological process (GO): protein deglycosylation
Molecular function (GO): N4-(beta-N-acetylglucosaminyl)-L-asparaginase activity
Source: RefSeq, a predicted model, not a curated record